Liolophura sinensis is the source of this 1434-nucleotide messenger RNA. RefSeq lists its product as uncharacterized. The transcript has 3 exons. Bases 109 to 1158 code for a protein of 349 amino acids. Lineage: Eukaryota; Metazoa; Mollusca; Polyplacophora; Chitonida; Chitonidae. The record is from RefSeq and is a predicted model, not a curated record.
AAUCUGGUGUUACCGUUCUUGCGUGAUCAGUACUAGUUUCCUGGCUUCACAACUGUUACGCGCAUAGCUUCAUUUCGCAAGUGUUCUUUAUAGAAUUUCCCUCUCAGGAUGGUCCAUCUGCUUCGAGAAAUUGCGUGCGUUGUUCUCGCAACUGCCAUGACGUGUUUACCUCCGGUGUCUUCGCACGGCUAUAUGACAGAACCGCCAGCUCGCUCUUCCAUGUGGACGCUGGGAUACAAUACCCCGGCUAAUUACGAUCAUCAUGCCCUUAACUGUGGUGGUUUGCCACACUUAAUAAAGUUGGAGGGUAAAUGUGGUUUGUGCGGUGAUCCUUUCGACGGACCACGUGAAAACGAGGCUGGUGGAAAGUUUGCCAACGGUAUCAUCACCAGGACGUACGAACAAGGGGAGAUAAUAGAAAUAGUUGUCAAUCUGACGGCUACUCAUGGUGGGUACUUUGAGUUCAAGCUGUGUGCCAACAAUGAUGCCCAUACACCUAUCACACAGGAAUGUCUGGACCAGCAUCUGUUAACAAGGGCAGACAACCCUGGAGAAACACGUUACUCCGAUAUCCCGGAAGGAAGAUACGUUAACGGUCUGCCAACGCCCUAUGUUGCACGCAUAAAAUAUAAGCUACCAGACGAUCUCACAUGUCAGCAGUGUGUUCUACAGUGGAGAUAUAUCACAGCACAUAACCCUGGUUUGCCCUAUCAAGAGGAGUUCUUUGGAUGCUCUGAUAUAUCUAUACGUGGGGCAGGAGUUUCUGUCCCCGCCACUACAAGCAGAAGAACUACAACAACAACAGCAGCAACAACAGCAGUCACAACAACAACUACUACAACAACUACAACCAAAGUACCAACGACAACUUCCACAACAUCAACACCAAUCAGCACGACAGUGGCCACCCAAACGACUUCCCGUAAAACUACUGUUUCGUCUCCUCGAAUUUCCACCACGAAAUCCACAAGAAAGACAUCUACAACGCACCCAACGAUGUUGUCGUUUGACGAAUUAUACCAGCGUUGCCAUGGUAAAGACGUUCUACAGGAAACCUUUACGUCCACGUGUAGAGAUUUGUGCGUUCAACCCUCUGGUUGUCCAAAAACUUUUUGUAACCAGUACUGCGUGUUAUUAGUAGCCCAUGCUACACCAUGAUUGGCACUUCGAUUGUAUCGAUAUGUGCAACUGUGGAUUUCACAGACUUUUACGAAUAAAGUGAAAAAAAACAUAAAUUGCAAAUAUUAGGACGCCAAUUUUUCGUGAUAAACUGUUGAACUAUCACUCAUACAGUUUACCCAUAAUAGUUUGAAUUGCUGAUUAUAAAGAAAACAGAUUUGUUUUCUCAAAACGCCUCGAAACAACCAUAUCAAGGUUUACGAAUAAAUACACGUGUACCUGUUUGUAUAAGUCUUAUGAUAGUGUAAUAAAGUU